AUAUGUUGAUGUCCAACAAUAUGUCUGCCUGGUGAAACGAGCAGGCUGCGUAAGCGCCCCGUCUGUGCAGUAAGAGGAUGGCUGGAGACUCUUCUGAAAAAAGAGACCUGGAUAGCUCAGGGGGUAAGGAGCGAAAGCGGAGCCGCUCACGUUCCCGGGACAGAGAUAGAAAGGGUUCUCCAGGGAAAGAACGUAAGCGUCAUCGCUCCCGUGAACGCAAACGCUCCCGCAGCCGUUCAAAAUCUGCAGACAGAGAUCGGCGACAGAAAGACAAAGAAAGAGACCGAGAUAAGGACAGAGACAGAAGCCGUAAGGACCGAGACAGAGACAAGGACAGCCACAGACGGGACAAAGAUCGGAGUAAGAGAUCCAGAAGCUCUUCUCCUAGAUCAAAGGAUGGAAAAAUAAAGAGAGAAAAAGAUGUAAAAAGAGAAGAAGAGGAUGAGGAGGAAAAGAAGAAAGAGAAGGUGCAGCCCCUGUCUCUGGAGGAGCUGCUGGCUAAGAAGAAAGCAGAGGAGGAGGCAGAGGCCAAGCCUAAGUUCCUGUCUAAAGCCGAGCGAGAGGCAGAGGCUCUGAAACGCAGGGAGGUUUUAGCAGAGGAACGCCGCCGGCAGAUCGAUGAGGAGAGGAGGAAGAGGAGGGUGUUCCAGGACAUUGGCAGAAAGAUGUUAGAGGAUCCUCAAGAGCGUGAGCGGCGUGAACGCAGGGAACGAAUGGAGAGAGAAAACAAUGGAAACGAAGACGAUGAAGAACGACAGAAGAUACGGGAAGUGAAGGACAAGAGCAAAGAAUUGCAGGCCAUCAAAGAGCGUUAUUUAGGUGGAAUGAAGAAACGGCGGCGCACUCGACACCUGAACGACAGGAAGUUUGUGUUCGAGUGGGACGCUUCUGAGGACACCUCAAUCGACUAUAAUCCACUGUAUAAGGAGAAGCACCAGGUGCAGCUGUAUGGUCGUGGUUUCAUUGCAGGAAUUGACCUCAAACAGCAGAAGAGAGAUCAGUCUCGUUUUUAUGGCGACCUGAUGGAGAAGCGGCGCACCAUGGAGGAAAAAGAGCAGGAAGAGCAGCGUCUGAAGAAGAUGCGCAAGAAGGAGGCCAAGCAGCGCUGGGACGACAGGCACUGGUCUCAGAAGAAGCUGGAUGAGAUGACAGACAGGGACUGGAGAAUCUUUCGGGAGGAUUACAGCAUCACCACCAAGGGAGGCAAAAUCCCCAACCCUAUCCGCAACUGGAAGGAGUUUGACCUGCCCCCUCACAUCUUGGAGGUCAUCGACAAGUGUGGCUACAAGGAACCAACACCCAUCCAGAGACAGGCCAUUCCUAUUGGCUUACAGAACCGUGACAUCAUCGGCGUGGCCGAGACUGGUAGCGGUAAAACUGCUGCUUUCCUCAUUCCCUUACUGGUCUGGAUUACCACUUUGCCAAAGAUUGACAGGAUUGAGGACUCCGAUCAGGGGCCGUAUGCAGUAAUCUUAGCCCCCACCCGUGAGUUGGCCCAGCAGAUUGAAGAAGAGACCAUCAAGUUUGGCAAACCACUGGGCAUCCGGACGGUGGCUGUGAUUGGAGGAAUCUCUAGAGAGGACCAAGGUUUCAGACUUAGGAUGGGUUGCGAGAUAGUGAUCGCUACACCGGGUCGUUUGAUUGACGUGUUGGAGAAUCGCUACCUGGUGCUCGGCAGGUGCACAUACGUGGUACUGGAUGAGGCUGACAGGAUGAUUGACAUGGGUUUCGAACCCGACGUCCAGAAGAUUCUGGAAUAUAUCCCUGUGACCAAUCAGAAACCGGACACAGAUGAAGCUGAGGAUCCAGAAAAAAUGACGCUGAACUUCGAGUCUGGCAAACACAAAUACAGACAGACGGUCAUGUUCACAGCCACUAUGCCUCCGGCUGUAGAACGAUUGGCCAGAAGUUAUUUGCGGCGCCCCGCAGUGGUCUACAUUGGCUCUGCAGGCAAACCACAUGAGAGAGUGGAACAGAAGGUCAUCCUCAUGUCGGAGGCUGAGAAGAGGAAGAAACUUCUGGAAGUCCUCUCGCGUGGUUUUGAGCCACCCAUCAUUAUCUUCGUCAAUCAGAAGAAGGGCUGCGACGUGUUGGCCAAGUCUCUGGAGAAAAUGGGCUACAAUGCCUGUACACUGCACGGUGGCAAAGGACAGGAGCAGAGAGAGUUCGCUCUGUCCAACCUGAAGGCUGGAGCCAAAGACAUCCUGGUGGCCACUGAUGUGGCUGGUAGAGGUAUCGACAUCCAGGACGUCUCCAUGGUCAUCAACUAUGACAUGGCCAAGAACAUUGAGGACUAUAUCCAUCGUAUUGGCCGAACGGGUCGUGCUGGAAAGAGUGGUGUGGCCAUGACCUUCCUGACCAAAGAAGACUCAUCUGUCUUCUACGACCUGAAGCAGGCUAUCCUGGAGAGCCCUGUGUCCACAUGCCCACCAGAGCUCGCCAACCAUCCGGAUGCUCAACACAAGCCAGGAACCAUCCUCACCAAGAAGAGGAGAGAAGAGACCAUCUUUGCCUGAGGGUUCACACAGCCAGGUCACAAUGGACACUCGUUUGGGCAUCCCUAUCUCUCUGUAUGCCCACUGCUACCAUCACUACCAGUCCUAACCACAAAGGGCUGAUGUGGAAUCUCCUCUGAUUCUAUUAAUUAAGUUGGCUUAACGAAGCUAACUUACUGUUCAUUUCAUUAUUCUACGCUUUUUAGUGCUGUUUUCUCAGGUCACAGUUUUUUGAGAACCACAUAACUUUGCAGGAUCGUAGAGCUUAUACAGGAAUAGUGCACUUAUGCUUUUGGAACCAAUCACAGGUAUGAUUUUCAUACAGCGUUCGUUAAAACACAUUUUUUUGUCCCAUUACAAAAUAAAUGGAAUGAGUGGAAUGUGGAGAAAAUUAAAAUC
This is a messenger RNA of Colossoma macropomum (tambaqui), 2894 nucleotides long. RefSeq names its product DEAD (Asp-Glu-Ala-Asp) box polypeptide 23 (gene ddx23). NCBI's taxonomy places the organism in Eukaryota, Metazoa, Chordata, Actinopteri, Characiformes, Serrasalmidae. The record is from RefSeq and is a predicted model, not a curated record. The transcript has 17 exons. Gene Ontology annotation, molecular function: RNA helicase activity; ATP binding; RNA binding. Gene Ontology annotation, cellular component: catalytic step 2 spliceosome. Gene Ontology annotation, biological process: mRNA splicing, via spliceosome. The coding region runs from base 78 to 2516 and encodes 812 amino acids.